GCUGCCCAAACCUACAUCAGACAAACAGCAGAGACAAUCAGCAGACACAUCCAGGAAAGGUCUAAACAAACCCCAUAGCUCAAGUUUGAACAAAAAGGAGAGGAUGCAGAUCUUAUUCAGUCUGAUCGCAGCUCUGACGCUAGUCAGUCGAAUCUCAGCGAGGCUCUUAAGAGAGAAAAGGCAGAAUGUUUACGUGUUUACUACAGACGAUGCAAGUACAGAGCUUUCUUCCCUUUGCCAAAAUGGUGGUAGUGCCUUAAUCUAUGAGGGGGCACAUUUGUUGUGCAUCUGUCCCGACGGAAUUUCGGGAGAGUUCUGUGAAAAAGUCACCUCUUCCCCCGUUGCCCCUGCCAACUGCUACACUGGUAUUGGGCUUUAUUAUGAGGGCACAGAGUCACGGUCACGGAGCAGUCGGAGAUGUCUCAGGUGGAACUCAGACACCAGUGAUGAGAAUAUCUGGACAUCUAGUUUAGAACGGAACUACUGCAGGAAUCCUGACUACAGCCGUAAGCCUUGGUGUUACGUAAAAACAGCGUUUGGUCCCAUUAAAGAAUACUGCAACAUCCCACCCUGUGUCAGAGUGCCUGUAGGACCAACAGUUCAACCUUAUCCCAGCAAGCCAGACAAUGCUAGACCAAGUGUUCCUCAACCCACUCAACCAGGCACUGAGCACACCUGUGGCGACAGACAAAACAAGCUGAUGAAGAUCGUGGGCGGAUCCGUGACACCUGUGGAAUCCCAGCCAUGGAUGGCGGCCAUCUACUGGAAGAGCUCCUCCCACCGGAAGUCCUUCCUCUGCGGGGGCAGCCUGAUCGCCCCCUGCUGGGUGCUCACGGCAGCACACUGCUUCUCCGAUGGUCAGAAGACCAAAGCCAAUCAAGUAUCUGUGAUCCUUGGGAAGAGUGCUAUCAACGAGACAGUUGAGAUGAGUGAACAAAACUUUGACGUCACUGAAGUAAUUGUUCACGAGGAAUUUGACAACAGUCAGGGAAGCUUCAAUAAUGACAUAGCCCUUCUGAAGAUCCAGUCCUCAACAGGACAGUGCGCCAAGGAGUCCGACACCGUGAGGACAGUGUGCCUGCCAGUGGCCAGUCAGGCUCUGCCUGCCGGAGAUGCCUGUGAAAUCGCUGGGUACGGGAAAGAGAAAGAGGGUUUAUGGUACUAUUCCCAGUACUUGAGAGAGGGGAAAGUGGACCUCAUAUCCCAGGACGUGUGCUCGAGUAAAACACACUACGGAAACAUGAUUACAGACAACAUGUUCUGUGCGGGCAGCCCCAACUGGUCAACGGAUGCUUGCAAGGGAGACUCCGGGGGUCCGCUGGUCUGCGGAGUGAACGGUCGCAUGGUCCUCUUCGGCGUCAUCAGCUGGGGGGAUGGCUGUGCCAAGGCAUUCCGCCCGGGGGUGUACACCAGAGUUAGCAACUACAACAGCUGGAUCGCCAAACACACGGCUCAAGCCUCUCCGAAAGCAGACACGACUCGUUUACGGGAGUGAGGGGCGGGCGAGGGGCCCAUCUCACUUCCGAGCCGUGACAUGCCGACUGACUGCGUUAAUCACUGAGAGGUUCCCAACGUGACGGGUUAUGAGUUGCUGCGCAGCACAUUAAGAAACGUCGCCCACACAAAGCUCUUUUGAGCCGGUCGAUAGUGUGUAAGACAUUUUCUUCUAACAUGUAAUUUAGAAAUGAAACAAGAAAUAAAAUUAAGACUAAACGAUCUAUCUCAGAACUAAUCCAUUAUAGCCCACUGGAUAAGGUCAUAUAGGUCCAGUGACACAUGGUUUUAGUUGGGAGCAAUUUUGGUGUGUUAGAACAUUCCUAAGGGAAAAAUGUGCGAAUAUCAGACAUCCUACCAGUGAUCUUGGUGCUGUAAAACUCUUGUGGUUGAUUCAUGUAAUCCACUAAUUAACUUAUUUAACUAAAUAAGUCUGGAAUUGUGCACACAUUUGUACCAUCAGCCUCAACUGCUCCCACACUAUACCACAAUUUGUCACUUGAACCCUUUGAACUAUCAUAGUGUAGGAGGUCACAUUGUUUUAUAUGCUAAAUCGUUUAAAAAGCUUCUGCAAAAAUCUAAUUUAGAUUUGGGGCGAACUUAGUCACCGUCACCUUUCUGUGAAUCACUGCUGCUUUAGUUUUAACAUGUCUUGAACCAUGACCACUGCUAUUUCAUGACUAGAUAUCUUGUGUAAAUAGAGUAUAUUUUAUAUCUACUUUUUGUGCGUUGUGUGUGUCAUUACAUUUAUCAAAUGUACAGUUGCAGUUCAUGUUUUCCUUCUCUUUUUUAUGUGACACUUUUAUCAAAUAAAUUA
Messenger RNA from Alosa alosa (allis shad), 2311 nucleotides. RefSeq names its product plasminogen activator, urokinase b (gene plaub). NCBI's taxonomy places the organism in Eukaryota, Metazoa, Chordata, Actinopteri, Clupeiformes, Clupeidae. Bases 104 to 1495 code for a protein of 463 amino acids. Gene Ontology annotation, biological process: regulation of cell adhesion mediated by integrin; plasminogen activation. Gene Ontology annotation, molecular function: serine-type endopeptidase activity. The transcript has 13 exons. The record is from RefSeq and is a predicted model, not a curated record.